AUGCCGUUUUGUAACCGAGAAUACUACGAUAUGACUCGUCACUACGGUGUCAAACAGAGCAACCUGAUUGCGUGUUUCGUCGUGAUCAACGAUCCACAUGAGAAGGACUCUCCUUCGGCUCAUCAAUCCAAUACGUCUUCAAACCGGACAUCCUGA
Caenorhabditis briggsae is the source of this 156-nucleotide messenger RNA. Bases 1 to 156 code for a protein of 51 amino acids. The transcript has 2 exons. Lineage: Eukaryota; Metazoa; Nematoda; Chromadorea; Rhabditida; Rhabditidae. The record is from RefSeq and is a predicted model, not a curated record.